ACAUUUACUUUUUCACAAUUUUGGUGUGGAAAAACCUGCAGAUUUCAGCAUUUACAAUGUAUUUCAGUAUCUCCGUUGAUGAACUCAUCCCCUCUGACUCCACUCAUUAUGAGGUGCAGGAGCUUCUAGGCAGAGGUACCUAUGGGAUAGUCACUAAGUGCAGGAAAACAACCACCAAUGAAAUUGUGGCUUUAAAAAUCCUCCGGUCACCACAGUGUAUGGAAGCUGCCAAGAAAGAGGUGGCUUUUCUCAAGUCAAUGAGAAACUUCAACUUAGACAACUUCAAUAUCCUCAAACUGAACACCUACUUCACCUUCAAGGGCCAACUCUGUCUUGAGUUUGAGAAACUGGACAUGAACCUUAAACAAUUCAUCGAGAAUAACCACAAUCAGACUCUGGAGAUGGCGGUGAUACGCUCCAUUGUGCAGCAGAUGGCUACUGCCCUAGAGUUUCUAAAGGGCAUCGGGGUGGUUCAUGCUGACUUAAAGCCGAAAAACGUUAUGGUGGUGGACCAUUUACAAAGGCCAGUGAGAGUCAAAGUCAUUGACUUUGGUUUAGCAUGCAGACAUCCUGAGAAACAUGUGGGUGUAAACCUCCAGUCCAGGUGUUACAGAGCUCCAGAGGUCUUGCUUGGAAGUCCCUUCAACGAGGCCAUCGAUGUUUGGUCUUUGGGAUGCGUUGCUGCUGAACUCCUACUGGGCAAAGUACUUUUCCAGGGCUGUGAUGAAUAUGACAUGAUGAGAUGGAUCGUCUUCACCGUUGGACAGCCACCAGUCCGUGUGCUCGAUGCAGGACGGUACACGGCAGAGUUUUUCAAGAAAAAUGUCUUGCGACCCGGAACCAACCAGUGGACCUUUGUGUCAAGACGUGAUGAGACGAUUUCCACUGACAAGGGCAACAUGCUGAGUGAUCUUCAGACAAUCCUGCAGAAGGCGCCUUAUAGAGCGUCAGACAAAGACACCUUUUGUGAAAUCUGUGAAAGGGUGAGCUUUGCUGACCUGGUGACAAAGAUGUUGACGGUGGAUGCUGCUGACAGAAUCACGCCCAUGCAGAUUCUUCAGCACCCAUUUAUCACAAUGGACCACCUUGUCGACAUAUUCGGCUGCUCCCCCUAUGUGCAGUCGUUCAUGAAGCAGAGGAGCACCUUUCAGGGUCUGAGCUCUGAUAACGAGAAAGACAGCACAGUCCCGUCAACAUACCAGAGUGAGGAUUCCUCUUACAUCACUGCCAGCUCACGAGGCAGUGACCCCUCUGAAGGCAGCUCUGUUUGGUUGAGUGCAAAUGAGCAUUUCUCACCUUCAGACUCUAUCAUCAGCGAGGACAAGGCAGAUGACAGAAAGAGAAGAAGGGAUACCGAUGAGGAUCCACAUCAUGACAACACCCCAGAGCGUUUCCAAGUCAAGAAGAGGAAAAGAGGAAGCCAGAAAGAAGUGCCAGCAGAGACUAGAGAGCAAAUGAGACCAGACAAGUCAAAGGGACGCAAGAGGAUUGAUGCUGUUUUAAGCACAACUACAGAAAACAACCGCCCAGGGUGGAAGGGCAGAAGAAUUAAAAAGGCCAACAGUGUCCCAGUCAACAAACUGGAAAAUGGUGUCAAAAAAAUCCUCAGAAGGUCUGAAAGAAUCAAGUGCAGAUUGACCUAGGAUGACCCUGUUAAAACGAGAAGAAGAGAGAAGGGAGAUAAUUAAGGAAAGGAAGAGGUGUUGCACUUAGUUAAGGGAGAUGUUUAGUUGUUUAAUGAAUUAUGGAGCCCUUGGAUCUGGAUAGAGGAGAUGUGUGAAUCGAUCUUUAAUUUCUUAAUGUAUUUUUUUUUAAUGUAAUUUCAUUCAUUUCCAUUUAGUCUUUUAUUGACUUAAGAAAUACAAGUCUACAGGUGUUGAUUUUUUGGGGGGGACAGUUAAGUAACUGAAACAUGUAAUAUUAUACAAUGGUACUGUUUUGUAUCUUUAGUAUUUUGUCAAAUUAUCCAUCCAUCCAGCUUACUGGACAGGUCGCCAGUCCAUCACAGGGACACAUAUAGAGACAAACAACUAUCCGCUCUCCCACUCACACCCACUGUCAAUUUAGAGUGUCCAAUUUUAAAUCAAAUUAUGUUAUAUUAAGUGUGUUUGUUUAUGUGCGGAUAAAGGUGCAUAUUGAAUACAUUCAGUGUACA
Molecule: messenger RNA, 2155 nt
Organism: Solea solea (common sole)
Lineage: Eukaryota; Metazoa; Chordata; Actinopteri; Pleuronectiformes; Soleidae
Product: homeodomain-interacting protein kinase 2-like
Exons: 10
Coding region: 57-1643 (528 amino acids)
Biological process (GO): peptidyl-threonine phosphorylation; peptidyl-serine phosphorylation
Cellular component (GO): nucleus; cytoplasm
Molecular function (GO): protein serine/threonine kinase activity; ATP binding; protein tyrosine kinase activity
Source: RefSeq, a predicted model, not a curated record